AUGGUUCUUCCGCUUUUCCUUAUCGCAGGACUUCUUUUAGGUGUGAACUCCAUCAGAGUCGGCAAUGCAGAGACUUUUUUGCUUAAUCCAAACUACCAAGUUGAGUAUUUUACAGAACCGAUUGACCAUAUGAAUCGUGAUUCAGGUUUCAUCAACAUCAAAGCUUUGAUUAUGAACGGAAGCCCUUCAGGGCCAGUUUUUGUUUAUACAGGAGGGAAUCAUCCAAUUGAAUACGAAUUCCAAGGCGCUGGGUUCAUCACUGAGUACUUGCAGCUUGAAUUAAACGCGACUGUGAUAUUCAUUGAGCAUAGAUACUACGGCGACUCAGUUCCAAGUGAAGAAGACUACCAAUACCUGACGACGAGCCAAGCCCUUUAUGACUUCGCUGACAUCUUAGACCAAGUCGUCCCAUCUAACACCACAGCUGUCAUUGCCUUUGGCAGCGUCUACAGUGGGAUGUUGGCUGCUUUCAUGAGAAUUAAGUACCCUCAUAUAAUUGAUGGAGCCAUUGCAAGCUCAGCACCUCUGCUUGCCCAACUUGAUACACAAGGGACUGGCUUCUCCAGAGUUGUGAGUUAUGAUUAUUAUAAUUAAAUAUGGCAUCAUUAUCUAUAUAUCUCCUUCAGCAAAUAAUUGAUUAUGAGGUUCAAUCUGAUCCUUAAGAAUGCUAAGGAGCGACGCACAACUGUAUGGCCCAUGAAACUGAAAGGUGAUGGCUUUCUACCAACCUAAGAUGGUAGACCUUUAGCAACUAAACAUCUCAUACGAGGAAAAGCAAGGUCACCGUCAAAGACUGAAUAAUUCCCCAGAGACUCCAAUUAAUUCCUCCAUUCAGAUUUUUACUGAUAAAAAAAAUAGAAAUUCUAGAGACUCCAGCUGCAGUGAGAUGAGACCCAUCAGAGAGAUUAAACGAGAUAGAUUAAUUAAGGCUUAUGAUUACUCAAUGAGCAACGUAAAUCAGCUCUGCCACAUCUGGAUCACUGAUGGUUUCAACAUUUUGAGCAACCUUAUCAGCCGCCCUACCCUUUACACUGCACUGGAAGACACUUUCCACACUUGCCAGUCCUUAAAUGACAUGGGCGACAUUGUCCAGCUUCAAGAUUGGCUGACUUCUAUUAUCAAGUCAAUUGCUUUAUACAACUUCCCUUAUGUUUCCAAUGUCUAUGGCCCUCUCCCACCAUGGCCUGUCAACGUGGCUUGCCAGCUGCUUCAAAAAUACAACAUGGCUCCAGUUAAUCAGUGGUCAACACUUCAAGGGAUGUAUGAAGUCGCUAAUUUGUAUUUAAAUUACACUGGAAGAGCUACCUGUUUUGAUAUUUACAACGUCUUUGAAGAAGGACAACCAUGGAUGUACCAACAAUGCACUGAGCUUAUGAUGCCUAUGGGACAAUACGGCCCUAUAAAAACUGCCUCCAACCCUCUUGGAGGAAAUGACAUGUUCCCAGUCAGGCCAUGGAGCACUGCCCAAUUUAUCCAAAUGUGCCAAAGCGUGUUCGGCGUGACCCCUAAGCCAAGUUGGAUUUCUGUGAACUACGGGAUGUCAGCAAACGUAAAUGAGACCUUGCAGUACGCUUCAAAUAUCGUUUUCUCUUAUGGACAGCUUGAUCCAUUCAAGUACUCCUGCAUUCAAGACGAAAUUAACCCUCAAACGACAGUUUUCUACAUCAGAAACGCCACAACUGCAGUCGAUCUGAGAACUCCUUCCCCAAAUGAUCCUCAAACCCUCAUGUACGCAAGAAACCACGAAGAAAUCUUAAUCAGCCAGUGGAUUGCAGCUAAAGCGAGCUCAACUGCAUAG
Molecule: messenger RNA, 1798 nt
Organism: Blepharisma stoltei
Lineage: Eukaryota; Ciliophora; Heterotrichea; Heterotrichida; Blepharismidae
Source: the annotation of a GenBank genome assembly